Acinonyx jubatus (cheetah) is the source of this 1014-nucleotide messenger RNA. RefSeq names its product myelin P2 protein. NCBI's taxonomy places the organism in Eukaryota, Metazoa, Chordata, Mammalia, Carnivora, Felidae. The coding region runs from base 393 to 791 and encodes 132 amino acids. Gene Ontology annotation, molecular function: fatty acid binding. The record is from RefSeq and is a predicted model, not a curated record. Gene Ontology annotation, cellular component: nucleus; myelin sheath; cytosol. The transcript has 4 exons. Gene Ontology annotation, biological process: fatty acid transport; membrane organization.
CACACACACACACACACACACACACACACACUCAUUCAUGCUCAUAUAAUUCAAUUUGGUAUAAGAUUCAAUUCAUGGAGUCUUUUCCAAAGCAUUAAGGACUAAGCACUUCUUAAAAAUGUAAGAUUGACCAAAAAAAAUUUUUGAAGGUUCAAAUAGUACUUUCAUUGAUCUUUAUAAAAUUUUUUGGAGACUAAAGGAAACAUUAUGUGGGGCUUUCUUUUGUCCUAAUGGACAAUUCAUUGCCGAGUCCUGACACUGCUUUUCCCCAUUGGGUCUCUGUGAGAGUCACAUGCUUUGGACAUCUUUGAAAAGAAUCUUCUGAGGCUUCAGCAUCUUAUUUGAAUCUCCUGAAUCUCAUCUAGAACUGUGUUGAAUUCUCAUCCAUCGCAAUGAGCAACAGAUUCCUGGGCACCUGGAAACUCGUCUCCAGUGAGAACUUUGAUGAUUACAUGAAAGCUCUGGGUGUGGGGUUAGCCACCAGAAAACUGGGAAACUUGGCCAAACCCCGAGUGAUCAUCAGCAAGAAAGGGGAUAUUAUAACUAUAAGAACUGAAAGUACGUUUAAAAAUACAGAGAUCUCCUUCAAGUUAGGCCAAGAGUUUGAAGAAACCACAGCUGACAACAGGAAAACAAAGAGCACUGUAACCUUGUCAAGAGGCUCAUUGAAUCAAGUGCAGAAAUGGGAUGACAAAGAGACAACAAUAAAAAGAAAGUUGGUGGAUGGGAAAAUGGUAGUGGAAUGUAAAAUGAAGGGCGUGGUCUGCACCAGAAUUUAUGAGAAGGUCUGAGAAAAUCAUUUCCUCAUUGAAGUGGCAUUUGAUCAUUUGAUGUUGGAAAUCAACGGUUUUUGUUGGCAAGGCCCGACUACACUGCAAUUUGUUUGUUUUUGCUUUUGUCUUAAUAGAUCAGAGAGGUAAAGGUCUAAACUGAGGAUUAAUCUAAAAUUCAGUGUUGUUGAAACAUUUUCGAUUUGCAUGCAUUUCCUUACUGUAUUAAAGUAUGUAUACUGGC